Culex pipiens pallens (northern house mosquito) is the source of this 810-nucleotide messenger RNA. RefSeq names its product mitochondrial import inner membrane translocase subunit Tim22. NCBI's taxonomy places the organism in Eukaryota, Metazoa, Arthropoda, Insecta, Diptera, Culicidae. Gene Ontology annotation, cellular component: TIM22 mitochondrial import inner membrane insertion complex. Bases 144 to 755 code for a protein of 203 amino acids. Gene Ontology annotation, biological process: protein insertion into mitochondrial inner membrane. The record is from RefSeq and is a predicted model, not a curated record. Gene Ontology annotation, molecular function: transmembrane protein transporter activity. The transcript is spliced from 5 exons.
GCGUAAAUUUGUCGGAACGAGCAUGUUUUGAUUAGAAAAUUUCUGAAAUUGCUGUAAAUUUGCAUUUCUUACGUUUAAUCAACAACUUGUGAACAAACAGUGAUUUGAAACUUGUCUACAAAGUAACUGCAAGUCAUCAAAAGAUGAUUGUUCUUCCGAAACCUCCAAAUCCGGAGGAUCAGCCGAGUGGAGACCAGCAGCCGCCCAGUACAAGUGGAAUAUUUUUCCCGAAUGCAGAUCUUGACGAGGUGGCCAGGCACUUUAUUGGAAACAAUUUCAGAUUCCGCGAGAACAUCAUCAUCCCAAAAAUGUACGGCGUGGUUCAGAUCAAAACCAACGAGGAAAAGCUGGUAGAGGCCGCAUUCGAGAGUUGCGCCUUCAAAUCGCUCAUGAGCUGCGUCAUGGGGUACGGGUUGGGUGCGGCCAUCGGACUGUUCAGCUCCUCGGUGAACCCGAACAUCGCGGACCCGCUGGCGGCCGAGAAGCAGCAAACGGCGCGCGAAAUCUUCCGGGAGAUGCGCGCCGCCACGCACUCGUACGGUAAAAACUUUGCCGUGAUCGGGGCGGUGUUUGCCGCGGUGGAGUGUGUGAUCGAAUCGAAACGAGGCGUUUCCGACUGGAGGAAUGGAACGUACGCGGGAGCGGUUACCGGAGGGUUGAUUGGUUUGAGAGCUGGUGUUAAAGCGGGAAUUGUUGGCGCAGCCGGUUUUGCAGCAUUUUCCACAGUCAUCGAUUACUACAUGAGGCAUCGGUAAUUUUAAGGCUUAAAGUUAGCAACGUUCAAUAACAUGUUGAUGUCUAAAUAGUAAA